Molecule: messenger RNA, 1326 nt
Organism: Dothidotthia symphoricarpi CBS 119687
Lineage: Eukaryota; Fungi; Ascomycota; Dothideomycetes; Pleosporales; Dothidotthiaceae
Product: Ureohydrolase
Exons: 4
Coding region: 89-1063 (324 amino acids)
Cellular component (GO): cytoplasm; nucleus; cytosol
Molecular function (GO): manganese ion binding; arginase activity
Source: RefSeq, a predicted model, not a curated record
GUCGAUAACAAUAUACCGUCAACCAACAAAUUGCACUUCAUCGUACCGCACCACCGCGAAAGAGUAUCAACAGAUCACACAACACAUAAUGACGGCCGCACCAUCAAUACAGCCCAAGUUCCUCACCAGUCGUCAUGACUUGGGCGUGGUUGCAGUCGGGUUCAGCGGUGGCCAGCCAAAAGCUGGUGUCGACGCUGCCCCAAUAGCACUGAUCGAAGCUGGUCUGAUCGACCAAUUGAAAGAAGAGCUAGAGUACAACGUUUCCUUCGACGGGCAAGUGCACAACUAUGCCGAAAUGUUGCCAUCAGAGGACCCAGACCACCGGGGCAUGAAGCGACCAAAGUUCGUCAGCGCCGUGACCAGGGAGGUCAGCGAACAAGUGUACAGCCACGCGAAAGAUGGCAAGCUCGUUUUGACUCUUGGAGGCGACCACUCCAUCGCGAUUGGUACCAUUUCUGGCACAGCGAGAGCGGUUCGCGAGAGGCUGGGGAGAGAUAUUGCAGUCAUUUGGGUUGACGCUCACGCCGAUAUCAACACACCUGAGACAUCAGAUAGCGGGAAUAUUCACGGCAUGCCCGUCGCGUUUCUGACUGGGCUAGCUACUGAAGAGAAUGAGGAAACAUUCGGGUGGUUGAAGGAUCACCACCGUCUCAGCUUGAAGAAGCUUGUGUACAUUGGUCUGAGAGACAUUGACAGUGGCGAGAAGAAAAUCCUUCGUGAACACGGCAUCAAGGCAUUCUCAAUGCACGACAUUGACAGACACGGUAUUGGUAAGGUCAUGGACAUGGCACUGGGCUGGAUCGGUAGCGACACUCCAAUCCACCUUUCCUUUGACGUCGACGCUCUGGACCCAAUGUGGGCACCCAGCACCGGAACGCCCGUACGAGGUGGUUUGACGUUACGCGAGGGAGAUUUUAUCGCAGAGUGCGUAGCGGAGACUGGCUCUUUAAUCGCUUUGGAUCUUGUGGAAGUCAACCCAAGUCUUGACCAGGAAGGAGCUGCUGAGACUGUUCGCGCUGGAUGCUCCAUCGUUCGUUGCGCUCUUGGGGACACUCUCUUGUGAUUCUUUUGAGACGGCGCUAGAAUAUAGGAUUACACUUGGACAUUGGAGUUAUCAAGAUGGGUCAAGGAUAGAUCUGCAUCAGAAGUUGCAAGCCAGGUACAUAGAUGGGUUAUGAGAUAAUCUGCCAACUCAAUAUUUUUCUCCAUAAUAAGUAUUUCUUACUUCUCGAAACCUUUGAUUGGAGUACAAGGCUAAGUCGAGAAUAAGGCUUGAUAAUAUCGGUCAACGUCAUGCGUUUCAUAUCAGAACUAGACCUGUCCUAC